Dioszegia hungarica is the source of this 1017-nucleotide messenger RNA. RefSeq names its product Tricarboxylate/iron carrier. Gene Ontology annotation, cellular component: mitochondrial inner membrane. The record is from RefSeq and is a predicted model, not a curated record. NCBI's taxonomy places the organism in Eukaryota, Fungi, Basidiomycota, Tremellomycetes, Tremellales, Bulleribasidiaceae. The transcript has 10 exons. The coding region runs from base 1 to 1017 and encodes 338 amino acids. Gene Ontology annotation, biological process: mitochondrial transmembrane transport; monoatomic ion transport. Gene Ontology annotation, molecular function: monoatomic ion transmembrane transporter activity.
AUGGCCCAAGAAAACCGCUUCGAUAUCUCUAAGCCCCGCUUCGACCUCGAGACAUACUCUGGACGGCUGCGUUAUUUCUACUCGACGACUUCUCCGCUCACGCUUCUGGCAUCGUCAGCCAAGCUCGAGCAAGCCCAGCACGAUGUCAAGCGGUACGAAGGGUUGAUCAAAGAAAGAGGGAGGGAGGGGUACUGGGUAGGCGAGAAGGAGCGGGACGAAUACUGGAAGGCGAAGCAGUUAACGAACUCGAGUCUGCACCCGGAUACGGGCAAGCCGGUUCCUUUGCCGUUCAGGAUGUCCGCGUUCGUGCCGACCAACCUGAUAAUAUGCGCUGGAAUGCUCAUGCCGAACGCCUCCCUCCGCUCGGUCAUCUUCUGGCAAUGGGCAAAUCAGACGCUCAAUGUUGCUGUCAAUUACAGCAAUGCCAACAAGUCGAUCGUGAUGACGCCUCAAGAGGUCGGGACGGCCUAUCUGGCUGCGACGUUCACUUCCGUCUUCCUUGCUGUCUCGCUCACAAGGCUGGUACCUCGUCUGCCAGUUUCGCUCGGAACAAAACAGAUCCUCUCCCGUCUGGUCCCCUUCGCUUCAGUAGCGAGUGCAGGUGUGGUCAACAUCUCAUGUAUAAGGUGGAAGGAGAUGCGUGACGGCGUGGAAGUGUACAAGCUACGACGGAACACCGAAUCUGGGCAGGAGGAGAAGGCGGUUUUGGGCAAGAGCGCAAAGGCGGGUCAGAUGGCCGUUGGGCAGAGUGCGGCUAGCAGGGUGUUUACCAAUGUGCCGACUCUCAUCAUCCCACCACUGGUCAUGACCCUCUUGGAAAAGCGGAAUGCAUUCGGCGGACCCCGUGGUAAGGCUAUGGCGAGCCUGACCAACCUGACUCUCAUCGGUUUAUCACUCGGUCUCUUCCUCCCUCCUGCGAUCGCAUACUACCCUCAACGCGCAGAAACAGAUCCUGUCAAGCUGGAGGAUCGGUUCAAGCGGGAAUCGGCGCCGGUGUAUUUCAACAAGGGGCUGUGA